Molecule: messenger RNA, 12534 nt
Organism: Mus musculus (house mouse)
Lineage: Eukaryota; Metazoa; Chordata; Mammalia; Rodentia; Muridae
Gene: Osbpl10
Product: oxysterol binding protein-like 10
Exons: 12
Coding region: 9399-11417 (672 amino acids)
Biological process (GO): lysosomal membrane organization; phospholipid transfer to membrane; phospholipid homeostasis
Cellular component (GO): endoplasmic reticulum-Golgi intermediate compartment membrane; endoplasmic reticulum-trans-Golgi network membrane contact site; intermembrane lipid transporter complex
Molecular function (GO): phosphatidylserine-phosphatidylinositol-4-phosphate exchange activity; lipid binding; phosphatidylserine binding
Source: RefSeq, a predicted model, not a curated record
GAAAGCAAGGGAUAAGUUCUUAACCAAAGCACAGAAGAACUUUUGGAGACGGACAGGAAGGGAAGGGAGUGGGAAGCUGGAGACAGGCGUUUGUAGGAUAACUCAAAAUGUGGACUAGUUAUGUGGUGGUCACACAGACAUCACGAGCACCGCCUGCUUUUAACUUUUUAAAAAAAAAUUAGAUUAUGUUACAUUUGAAACAGUUGAGCAUAUGUGUACAUGCACACACAUGUCCAUAUACCAGGGUACACAAGAGAGCAGAGGACGGCUUGUGGGAGUCUGUGGUCUCUUUCCAUGGUGUGGGUAGGCGCCAGGAAUUGAACUCAGCACCUUAGGCUUGGCUGUAAGUGCCUUUACCUGCUGAGCCAUCUCAUCCCUCCCCCGCCUUCUUUCUCUGCUCUCAUAUAGAGUAAGCUGGGGAGGCAGUCUGUGCCAGCUGGCAUGUACCUCGGCGAAGCCUGUGUGCGAGCGUCAGCUAUGCUAGCAUGCUUUAGUUUGCUUGGCUGCUGAGCUUUGGUGGUGCUCUGUUGCUUUGAUGCAGGGUCUCACUUGACCUUGAGUAUGGAUUCAGCUGUUUCUAUGUUUCCACUACUGGAAUUAUAGAUCUGCUGGUGAUGAUCCCAGGGACUUGUGCAUGCUAGGCAAGGGUUUACCAACUGCACUGGCAUUGGCUUCUAUUAAUAUUAAAGCCUUUGGUUCUUGGGGCUGAGAUGGCUUAGCAGUUACUGUUCUUCUAUAAGACUUGAGUUUGGUUUUCAGCACUGACGUCAGGAAGGUCACAACUGCCUAUAUCUCAGCUCCAGGGUCUCUGGUGCCUUCUUCUUGUCUCCAGGAACACCAGCAGACAUGUAGUGGUCACACACACACACACACACACACACACACACACACACACACUUAAAAAUAUUUUUAAAAUUAUUAGCUCUGGACCUGCUAGUCUUGUGACACACACACACACACACACACACACACACACACACACAAAACACAUAUAUAUAAAACUCAUCCUGUGGUCAGUAGUCAUGUUUGCUGUGACUUAGGGCCAUCCCACCCUUUCAGGUGGGCUAUUAAUGACCAACUUGCCAGGGUUUUCUUUUGGAUUGUGCCUAGAAUAACAUUAGGUUUUGAAAAUGUAGUUUUAACUGGAGGCUGUGGGUUUCGCCCAGUAAUAAUUGCUUCAUAUAUACAAGAUUGAGGAUUUUAUAUUCAGCACCUGUAUGCAUACACUCAUGUAUAUAUGCAUAUGUGUAUAUAUACAUAUUCAUGUGUAUAUGUACACAUAUGCAUAUAUAUGUAUAUAUACACACACAUGUAUAUAUACACUGGGGCAUAUACUAAUUCCUAAAGUACUUUGACUAAAAUGAACAUAUUAUCUGAAUGUGGUGGCAUAUACUUUUACUCCUAGCACUUGGGAGACAGAGGUAGAAGCAGAAGGACUUCUGUGAGAUCUAAGUCAGCCGGGGCUGCAUAGCAAGAAUGUCAAAACAUAAUGAACACAUUAGUUGCAUUCUGGGUACUGUAAUAGUUCCAGAGGUAACUGGCUGUACCAGACUCAGAAAUGUCUGGUUUGGGCUUCUGUCGUCUACUGAAGGUGUUUGGACAUGUUUUUCUCUAGGAACUGCUAGUCUGCUCUGAGGCUGUGUACUCAGAUCCUUUGGGGACACUCAGCACCCUAAAAUGUAUUUGCUUAUGCUUUAAAAUAUAGAGUGAGGGUGAAAAAGAUGGAUUGGUGGUUAAGAGCAGUUGUUUUUACAAAGGACUCAGGUUCGGUUCCCAGCACCCAUAGCAGGCAGCUCACAACCAACUGUGGCUCCAGUACCAGCCUAUAGCAGGCAGCUCACAACCAACUGUGGCUCCAGUACCAGGGUUUUUGACCCCCUCUUCUUACCUAUGCAGACAUUGCAUGCACAUGAUACAGACACAUGAAUUUAGGAACGCACACAUAUACAUUGAUCGAUCAAUGUUUUAAAAAGUAUUUAUUGAGAACCUAUUUUGUAUUAACCACUGCCUGCAAGAGCUGUCUUCUCUCAUUUGUUUGUUCUUUUGUUUUUGAGACAGUCUCGAGCAGCCAAGGUUGGCCUCAAACAAUACAUGUCUGAGGAUAACCUUGACCUGCGACCCUCCUGGCCUCCACCCCCCCAAGUGCUGGGAUUGUAGACUUGCAGGGCCACUCAGUUUUUGCUGGAGAUGGUGUUGGAGAUGGGACCUGGGGCUUUGUGUAUGUCCAGGCAAGCCCUCAACCACCCAAGCUGCGUCCUCAGCCCCUGCUUUUACCAUCUGUUAACCAAGUGUGUGUCUGAGGAAGCUUGCACUACAAGGAUCACUCCAAUUUUCCUGGGUUGGUGGGAUUGCGAGUGAUUUUCAUUUUCUUCUCUGUUAAGUGUUACUAAGGAUGUUGGUAAGCAUCUUGUAUAUUUCUGUGAAUGAGCGAAAUUAUCCGGGGCUGGACCAUUUGAUCUCUUGAGUGGUAGGUGAUAGACCCUCUGUCAUGCCCGGCAGCAUAGAGUGGAGAACUGUCAGCUGAGUGUUCUUCUUGGGCAGCUGGUUGGCCUAUCCUUGAGGCAGCCCGGAAGCCACUUUACGGUCACUCUGAAAACAUUCUAAGAGCUUCAGGGAUCACUCCAACCAGCCCCUGCUUCAGGAGGCCACGGUGUGAGUGACUUUCCUAGAAAAUCUGGUCUGAUCUUGGAAAACUUCGAUUUAAAAAUUAAAUGAAAAUUUUAAUUUUCCUCCUCUCCUCCCUCCCUUCUUUCUCUCUUUCCUUCCUUUGUUCCUUUCUUAUAUGUGCGUGGCACAGAUGUUCCAUGGUAUGUGUGUGUGCAUGCGCGCAUGUGCACAUGUAGGUGACCGCACAGCUUGUGCAUGUCAAUUCUAUCCUGCACUACCGUGUGCACUUCUGACCUACUAUGUGGCCUCUGGAUCUAACUCCUCCCCGGCAUGUGUGUGGAAGUCCGAGGACAGCUUGUGGAGCUCAAUUCUGUCCUACUGUGUGUGUGUCUCUGGAUCCAACUCAGUUGUCACUCUUGGCUCAAGGAUCUUCACUCCCUUGGUGCAUCUCAGGAGAAAGCUUGUGAUUGGUGAUGGGUGGGGUUUGAGGCCUGGGGCGUAAGGCCUGGGAUGGGUGGAACUGAACCUGUGGAGGCCUAUGAUUGGUGGAACUGAACCUGUGGAGGCCUGUGAUUGGUGGACCUGAACCUGUGGAGGCCUGUGAUUGGUGGCCCUGAACCUGUGGAGGCCUGUGAUUGGUGGAACUGGACCUGUGGAGGCCUGUGAUUGGUGGACCUGAACCUGUGGAGGCCUGUGAUUGGUGGAACUGGACCUGUGGUCUGUCGGAUCCCCGAAGCAUGGUGCUUCACUUGGUUCCCAUUCCCCUGCUAUGCAGGUUCUGCUCACGUUUUCGCCACCCAGGAGACCCUCACUCACGCUGCCACCCAAGUCCCCGUACCUCUCCUGAUCUACUUAGUGUGUGUGUGGGGGCUAAGUGCAGGACACAAAGAGAUGUGGGUGUGGCUGCUAGCAGAGGCUAUAACAACCUUAGUACUGUUAGUGAAGUGACUAGGAACACAGGCGAGUGGAAGCAGAGGGGACAUGGUGACUAAGGACUGUGGGACAUGUGGUGAAGGUGAGAGACUGCAGGCCCUUGUCUCUGGAGAGAGUUCUAGGGAGCUGCCUGGCAGUAAGAGCUGGGAGUCUUGACACCUAAGACUUGAAAGCCAUCAAUACUGCUGCUAAUGAGCCAGGGAUCACUCCCUGCUGAGAGCAGGGUUGCGGAGGGUGAAGCCUGUGUGACCUGAGCAUCCAGAGUUUUAAGUCUCUGGCUGUUGGAGCGUGGAGCCAUAAGUAGUGCACGUGAUGGUUCAGCACUGCGUGUCUAUUAGUCCAGCACUGUGUGUCUAUUAAUUAGUCCAGCCCCCAGCUGGACUUCCUCAGCUUGCUGAAGUCUCAGAACCACAGACACCAAGGCAGCUGCUCUUUCCUCACUUUGAUUUCCAUCUGCACAGAACCAAGAACCCAACGCAACCAUCUGGUUGGCGAUGUUACCAUUAUAUGUAUGAGGUUGAUGUGUGUUUUCGGGUAGGUUGCCAUCUGUCCACCUUCCCUGAUGAUCUGUGUGUGGUUGUAUGGGUGGGUAUACUGUAUUUGGAUACAUCAAAUGGAUAUAUAUAUAAUUUACAUGGUAUAGGUUGGAUUAGGGAGAACAUCCCAAGUUUUGAACCACUUGGGUAGUGUUGCUAUGAGUAUUCUUGUGUAUGAACAUGUAUGUCUUUUAAAUAAUUUCAAGUUGCAUUUAUUAUUUAUCAGUUUUUAUCUCUCUGUGUAUGUGUGUGUAUGCGUGAGUGUGUUUGUGUGAGUGUGUGUGUAUGUAUAUAUGUGUGUUUAUGAGUGUGUGUGUGUGUGUGCAUGUGAACGCCAUGGCUUUGUGUGGAGGUCAAAGGACAACUUGCCAGACUUGGUUCUCUCUUUCAUCAAGUCAUCAGACCUGGUGGCAAAUGCCAUAGCCACUGCUUCGUCUUACCAGGGUCUCCACUCCAACUCCCCAGCACCCCCCACGUGUGAGACAAGAUCUCACGUGACUCAGGCUGUCGUCAAACUGGCUGUGUAGCCAAGGAUGACGUCCGGCUUCUGACCCUACUGCCUCUACCUCCCGUGCUGGGACCACACCAUCCGUUGACACCUAGUUUAUUCGGUGCUGAGGCUUAAACAGAGCUUCUUGCGCGCCAGGCAAGCACUACUUUCUGAAAGGACAUUUCCCACCCUGCCUCUCCUGCUUUCCCGUGGCUACUGCUUUUCUUGGUUCUUCACUGCACCCCCCGGCAGUGUUUUGCAGUCUUUCUGCCGUUUUACUCUCUGGCAUGUCAGACCUGCUCCUGUUCUCCGCAGAACACCUGUGACUACACUGAGGGCACAGAUAAUACAGAACAGUCUUUCCAUCUCGAGAUCCUUGAUCACGCGUGCUGUGUGCUAGCGUUCCCACCAUAGAAAGCAUAUUGGGUAGAUUCCAGGGAUCAGGAUGUGGGCAUCUUGUGGGUAGAGACAACAUUCAACCUCUUACAGGACUAUAGCUUCUAAACUGGCUUAAAAAAAAAUCUGUGUGUGCAUGUGCUAUGUGUGCACAUGUGUGUGUGCGCGCACAUGCCUGCUGUGCUGUGUGUGCAUGUGUGUGCUGUGUGUGAAUGAAUGUGUGUGCUGUGUAUGCAUGCAUAUGUGCUGUGCUGGGUGUGCAUGUGUGUGUGUGUGUGCAUGAAUGUGUGUGCUGUGUAUGCAUGCAUGUGUGCUGUGCUGUGUGUGCAUGUGUGUGUGCAUGUGUGUGUGUGUGCACACAUGCCUGCUGUGCUGUGUGUGCAUGUGUGUGUGCAUGUGUGUGUGUGUGCUGUGUGUGCAUGUGUGUGUGCAUGUGUGUGUGUGUGCACAUGCCUGCUGUGCUGUGUGUGCAUGUGUGUGUGUGUGCUGUGUGUGCAUGAAUGUGUGUGCGGUGUAUGCAUGCAUAUGUGCUGUGCUGUGUGUGCACGUGUGUGUGUGUGCACAUGCCUGCUGUGCUGUGUGUGUAUGUGUGUGUGCUGUGUGUGCAUGAAUGUGUGUGCCGUGUAUGCAUGCAUAUGUGCUGUGCUGUGUGUGCAUGUGUGUGUGCAUGUGCACAUGCCUGCUGUGCUGUGUGUGUGCUGCAAUGUGUGUGCAUGUGUAUGUGUGCUAUUCUGUGUGUGCUGUGCUGUGCUUGUGUGUGUGCUGUGCUGUGCUUGUGUGUGUGCUGUGCUGUAUGUACACAUGUGUGUGCGCUAUGCUUUAUGUGCUGUUCUGUGUGCAUGUGUAUGUGUAUAUGCUGUGUUGUGCUGAGUGUGCAUGCAUGUGUGUGUACUGUGCUGUGUGCACAUGUGUGUGUUUGCUGUGUGCAUGCAUGUGUAUGUGCUGCACUGUAUGUGCCUGCUGUGUGCAUGCAUGUGUGUGUGCUGUGCUGUGUGUGUGUACUGUAUGUGUGUUGGUCAGAAGACAACCUCAAGUGUUGGUGCUUGCCUUCCACCUUGCUUGAGACGGGUUCUGUUGUUUGAUGCUGGUACCCCAUGCUAGCUGGCUGGCGCUGUUCCAGGAAUUCUGCCUCACCUCCCAUCUCCUGUAGGAGUGCUAAGACUAUAGAUGUGAGUUCACAGAUCUAAUCUCAGACCCUCAUGGUUGCAUGUUAAGCCCUUUAUAUUCAGAGCCAUCUCCUCAGCUCUGCUUCCAGGGCACACAGUGGGCGGCUGGCUGUGGCCCUGCUGGUGUUUCCACACAGCCUGUUUAUGGACAGCUGUCUGAGGACUCCGGGAAGAGACAGGAUUUAGUAGGCCUCUGUGCCCUGAGCAAAGGGUUGAAAUUAUUGUCCUGGAAUCUCUGAGGCUUUUUGCAGUUCUCCCUGGCUCCUGCUGAUGCGAUUUGGGGCCAAGCCAAGACAGAUUUGAAGAGAAAACAGUACAGAAUUUGAUUUUUGACAGCCCAGACUGGGUUGAGUGUGGUCACAGCCCCAAAGAAAGUGCUUUAUUUGUGCCUCAUACCAUGAUAUCAAUAACAGCGAUAAAAUUAGGAAACAUUAUAUGUGGCUUUCUGUUGUAACUCCAUUAUUUGAAGGUCAGAUAAGUCCUUUGGGCCCUGAGUAACUUUCUCUUCUGGCCUUGCAGUUUUAAGGGGACUAUUUAUGUUGUUGUGCGGUUUGGUCCUUUUCUAUAAAUAUAUUGAUGAAAAUGUAAAAGGGCGUGGGCUUGGGAUAGAACUCAUUUGGCAGAGCAUUUGCCUCGGAUGUCCCGAGAUUAUCCUUGUCAGCACUGCAUCUGUCGGGGGCACGGUGGUGGCUGGUGGCGCUCACCUGUCAUCCCAGUACUUUGGAGGUGGAGGCAGGAGGAUCAAAAGUUUAAGGUUGUCUUCAGUUAGCUUGAGACCAGCCUAGACUACAGGAGAACCAGUCUCAAAAUGAGAGCAAAAAAGGCAGGCCAGAGGACAUGUCUCUCUGAGCAGAGUGACCAGUAAAAGAGCCAUGAGUUCAAAGCCCCAGCACCCGUGUAAAAGCUUGGCAUGUGGCACCCGUGUCACCCCUGCGUGGGGGAGGGGGGCUAAGAGGCUUCACUCUGUCUGGAGUGAUAAGAAGCUCCAGGCUGUAGGAGAUCCUGUCUCAAAAAAUAAAGGCAGAGGGGCAGCGAGGAGAUGGGUUACUUUGACAAAGGCUCUUGCUGCACAAGAUUGGUGACGACCCAGAAUCCACAGAAAGGUCAAGAGAGGUGGCUGACCCUCAUACCUUGUCCUCUGACCUGCAUGCCUGUGGUAUCUCCAACAACAACAAGAAUAUUAAAAAUAUGGAGAACAGAAGACGACACUGGACCUCGACUCCAGCACGUGCACAGGCAAGCACACCCCCACACACACGCCACACCCACACGCCACACACACACAUUUGCUUUACACACACACAAAGUUGAAAGGCAACCCGUGUUGGUCUCUGGCUUCUCAUGUGGAUGCUCUAAAUGCGAGAUCUGUAGGGAGCCUUUUGGAAACUGUGGGUGAGACCUCUGGGCCCUCCUGGCCUGUGCUCGGGAAGGCAGAGCGCAUGAUGGGACAUAGGUGACUUUCAGUUUGUCUUCGUUGUCAGUCUGUCAAGGCUUUGGCCAGCUGUCAGCAGUCCGUGAACCCCCUGGAGACAACCUGGGCAGAGACAAGGAACCCUUAAAAGUGCGGUGUAAGCGGGUGCCAUUAUCCUUCAGACCUCCUCCUUGCAGGUAAUGUGACUGGGCAGGAUGUUUACACCCCAAAUAUUUAUUGAGCACAUUUUGCGUACAUGCCAAGUGCCACUCGAGUGGUCAGAGGUUCAGUUAGGCCCUGCCUUAGGGACCUGACCGUCCCUGCUAAGAGAGGUCAUUUGUUUGUAUGGUGCCUGAGAGGAAAGAAUGUAGGCAGUUUGAUCUCCAUGGCAACAGGGCAAGCUCUAGCAUUGUGACCAAGUGGCGAGACUGUGUUCUAAUAAAACUUUAUUUGGCAAACAGGCAGCGGGUUGCACGUAGCCUUCAGGGUGUGGCUUGACCGCCACCGGUCUCCCAUGGCACUUGGACCUUUUCCAGGCAGCUGAGUGUGGUAUCCUUGAAUUUUUCAUGUGACCUUAAGCUUUCUUGUACCUCUGUUUCCCUUGUUUAUUUCUUCAGAAUUGGUGUGGCGCAUGUGUGUGCGUGCAUGCGUGCGUGCGUGCGUGCGUGCGUGUGUGUGUGUGUGUGUGUGUGUGUGUGUGUGUGUGUGUGUGCGUGUGUGCAUGUGUGCGUGUGCGUGCGUGCGUGUGUGUGUGUGUGUGUGUGUGUGUGUGUGUGCAUGUGUGCGUGUGCGUGCGUGCGUGCGUGCGUGCGUGCGUGCGUGCGUGCGUGCGUGCGUGCGUGUGUGUGUGUGUGUGUGUGUGUGUGUGUGUGUGUGUAGGUAGCUUUAUGGGGUGGGCUCUCCUCUUCCACCUUCAUGUGGGUUCUGGGUUCAGGAGCUAGCACUCAGGUUCCUAGGCUUUCAAGUCCUUUCCCUGCUGACCCACCCUGCUCUCCUCCUCCACAGGGAUGGCCUCAAACUCGCUAUGCCCUCAGUGUGACCUGGAAUUAUUUUUUUUCUUCUCUCCCAAGUGCUGGGAUUCCUGGCAGUCAUUAGUAAAAGUAGAGCUUUUUUUUUUUUUUUUAGAUGGUGUCUCACUAUGUGGCUUGGGACGGGCUGGAACCCACUGUGUAGACCAGGAUGGCCUCAGAUUCGGUGUGAUUCUCUUGCCUUACCCUCCCAGGGGCUGAGAGUGCAGGUUUGGUCUUGAUCUGUAAAACAGUGACGUACAGUAUCUGUUAUAAGGACAUUGGGGGGGCUGGUGAGAUGGCUCAGUGGGUAAGAGCACCCGACUGCUCUUCCGAAGGUCCGAAGUUCAAAUCCCAGCAACCACAUGGUGGCUCACAACCAUCUGUAAUGAGAUCUGAUGCCCUCUUCUGGUGCAUCUGAAGACAGCUACAGUGUACUUACAUAUAAUAAAUAAAUAAAUAAAUAAAUCUUAAAAAAAAAAAAAAAAAAAAAAAAAAAAAGGACAUUGGGAUCCGAGUUAGUUACUUACCUCGUUGCUUUAACAAAACACCCGACCAAAGCAAAGUACGGAGAAGGGUUUUCAAGCAGGGCUUCCAACCAAACAGACUUGGGUUGUCUCCUUCCAUCCCUGGGUUCAAGGGAUCAAGCUCUGGGCUUCAGGCUUGGUGGCGAGUGUCUUUCUCUUUGUGUCAUCCUUUUGACUCUAACCCUUACAUUCAGGUAUCAGCACGUUAUUUACAUGACAGUUUCCUGGUCUUUUUCUGUCCCCUUCUCCUCAUCCCUUUCCUGUCACUAGGGGAAGAACUUGGAAGCAGAUGCAAUGGCAGGAGUCCCAGCAGCCCUGGUGAACCAUGAGGUACUUUGUGCUGGAUUUUGAGGCUGGCCUCCUGCAGUAUUUUGUGAAUGAGCAGAGCAAGCACCAGAAGCCCCGGGGAGUCCUGUCUUUGUCUGGAGCCAUCGUGUCCCUGAGCGACGAAGCUCCCCACAUGCUGGUGGUGUACUCUGCCAACGGAGAGAUGUACAAGCUGAGAGCCGCUGACUCGAAGGAGAAGCAGUUGUGGGUGACUCAGCUUCGAGCGUGCGCCAAAUACCACAUGGAGAUGAGUUCCAAGACUACUCCAGGCUCCCGCAGCCGAAGCCUCACUUUGCUCCCCCAUGGAACACCCAGUUCUGCAUCUCCCUGUAGCCAGAGACAUCUCAGUACGGGCGCCCCCGGUGUUGUCUCAGUCACGCGUCACAAGUCGCCUGCAGCUGCCCGAAGAGCCAAGAGUCAGUAUUCCGGCCAGCUUCACGAAGUCAGAGAGAUGAUGAACCAGGUGGAAGGCCAGCAGAAGAACCUCGUGCAUGCCAUUGAGUCCCUGCCAGGCUCGGGCCCUCUCACUGCCUUGGACCAGGACCUGCUUCUCCUGAAGGCUACCUCUGCCGCCACCCUCAGCUGUCUUGGGGAGUGCCUCAGCCUGCUCCAGCAGAGUGUGCGCCAGGCGGCGCCACCCAGCCACAAGCCAGGCGCCUCAGAGACCAUCCUGGGAUGGCAUGGGCCCACGUCACAUUCCACAGACCAACUGAAAAAUGGGACCCUCGGCUCUCUACCCUCCGCCAGUGCCAACAUAACAUGGGCGAUUCUACCAAACUCUGCAGAAGAGGAACACAACUCACAGCCGGAGCCAGAGCCAGACUCAGGCCCUGAACUGGUUUUGUCCGAAGAAGAACAGAGCGACAAUGAGGACAAGGGAGAGGUGGAGCCGGGCGCCAUGGAGGAUCAGCGUAGUGUGAUCCUCCACCUCAUCUCACAGCUCAAGCUGGGCAUGGACCUGACCAAGGUGGUGCUCCCCACGUUCAUUCUGGAGAAGCGGUCCUUGCUGGAGAUGUACGCAGACUUUAUGGCGCACCCUGACCUGCUGCUGGCCAUCACUGCCGGGGCGACGCCAGAGGAGAGAGUCAUUAGCUUCGUGGAGUAUUAUCUUACGGCCUUCCACGAGGGCCGCAAAGGCACCCUGGCCAAGAAGCCCUACAACCCCAUCAUCGGCGAGACCUUUCACUGCUCCUGGGAGGUUCCUAAGGACAGAGUCAAGUCGAAGUGGACUUCCCCCCACCCUCCCAUUAGUGCUCACGAGCAUCCGAUGGCCGAUGACCCUUCUAAAAGCUAUAAGCUCAGGUUUGUGGCUGAGCAGGUAUCCCAUCAUCCGCCCAUCUCCUGCUUCUACUGUGAGUGCAAGGAGAAGAGACUGUGUGUCAACACUCACGUAUGGACCAAAAGCAAGUUCAUGGGCAUGUCCGUGGGGGUCUCUAUGAUAGGGGAAGGUGUGCUUCGACUUCUGGACCACGGGGAAGAGUACGUCUUCACGCUGCCCAGUGCCUACGCCCGCUCCAUCCUCACCGUGCCGUGGGUGGAGCUUGGAGGGAAGGUCAACAUCAGCUGUGCCAAGACUGGGUACUCUGCCACCGUGACGUUCCACACGAAGCCCUUCUACGGCGGGAAAGUCCACAGGGUCACAGCUGAAGUGAAACACAACCCAACCAACACCAUCGUCUGUAAAGCACAUGGGGAGUGGAAUGGCACCUUGGAGUUCACCUACAGCAACGGGGAGACCAAAGUCAUCGACACAACCACCCUGCCUGUGUAUCCUAAGAAGCUUAGACCCCUGGAGAAGCAGGGGCCCAUGGAGUCCAGGAACCUCUGGCAGGAAGUCACCCACUACCUGAGGCUUGGGGACAUUGACGCAGCCACAGAGCAGAAACGACGCCUGGAGGAGAGGCAGAGGGUGGAGGAGAGGAAACGGGAGACCCUUCGCACACCGUGGCGACCCAAGUAUUUCAUCCCGGAGGGCGAUGGCUGGGUGUACUUCAACCCCCUCUGGAAGACACACUGAUGGGCGGAGGUGCAGUGCUUCCCGUAAUAGGCCUGGUUUUGUAGGAAUUAAAGUGGUACAGUAUCAAGAUUCCGUUGGUAUUUGUUGAAAUCUCUUGCUAGCAUCCAAGUCGGAGAGAGGGGUUACAUGAAACAUGCACCUCCAAAUUCUGUCUGAGGAUUUUAUUCAAGGAAGGGCAGCCGAGGCCCGUGGGCACACCUCUCACCUGCCAAGGCUGCCGUGGGUAACCUUGAGCUCCGUUUUAUUCACGAGAGUUGGUGUUCUUUAUUUCUCACGUUGCCACAGUCAUUCUGCCAUGGUCUGUCCUACUCACCGUCUCCUGUCUUUUGUCACGAUGCAGGCUGAGGUGGCACAGCCUGGAAAAGGAGCGAAUUCCUGGCGGAGGAGGGGAGUGGCCACCGGCAGAGGGGGUAGUGGCCACCCGGCGGAGGGGAGAGUGGCCACCCUGGGGUGAUGCUUGUUCUGAUCCAAGGCUGUCUGUCCACAUCCUAGAAAGAGCAAGCAGGCCUUCCAGUUGCACAAGGUGACAGGAAGCCACUGGGGGCUGAUAUGGAACCUUCUAGAAGGGAGUGACUCCUGAGGAAUCAGGGCCAGGCCCACCAGGUGGUUUUAUCCAGUCUCUCUGACACUUCCCAUGCCCAGAGCAUGAGACCCUGUGUUCUUCACAGCCGGAAAGAAAUCACACGGUCAUGACAAAGGGCUCUGGAAGGUCAAUACACGCAUGCCUACACUACACGGACCACCACUGCCUCAUAUCUAGUUGGGGAAAGAGAACAAGUAGUCUUAUUUCUUUUCCUUAAUUUUGACCCAAGCUGCCAGAAAGCCUCUGUAACUAGGACAGCCACGAGCCCCAUGAGCCCCCCAGUGUCCCAGCUGAGAAUGUCUUCAGCCUCACACAGGUCAAACAUGGACCAAACAAAAUCGAGAAAAAGGAUGUCUAAUUUGAUUUUUGCUCAGUGCUUAAUUUAUUUUUUACCAUGCCACCCAAUGAUAUUUAUAAAAUUCAGUAGCAUGAAUGCUUCUCUGUAGUAAUACUAAUUUUGUGCCUUUUGUCUGCUUUCUUAAGACCAACUGUUGACACUUUGUAGAUAUUAGACAAAUAUAUUUCGAUUAAAUA